AUAUAUUCAAGGCAUAAUGUACAGACAAAGGUAUAGUAGGAUGUGAAUACAGUGGGGGUAAACCUGUGCAUAUAGUGAUAAUGAAAGAGAUAUUGUCUCUAGAAAUAGCAUUUAAACCAGGUGAUGUCACUGCGUGUGUGGGAGGUGGAACUAAAUUGUUAGCUGAGGCGUUUUGAGCAGUGCUAGAGGCUCUACAGUGAAAUUAAACAAUAGUUACAAACCAAAACAGCAAUGGACAAGGCAUGGUGAUGUAAGGGAGAGGCAUGCGUAGCCGGGUGAUCAUAAGAGUCCAGUGCGUGGCUUCAGGCAACUAGCUAGCAGGCUAACAGAAAGGCCUUAGCGGGGCGACGUGACGGAGGAAAGUCUGUUGUGGCCUCCUCGUGCAGUUACAUCAGAGGACGGAUCAGCAGGGCUCUGUGUGGUAAACCAGGCCAAUUUGCAAAAUAUGUAUAGUGGCCAAAGAAAUAUGUCCGAAGGGCCUCUUAAGCCAGCAGUCCAAUGUGCUUUAGAUAGCUAGCAGGCUUCCGGAUUAGCAGCUGUGCGUUCAGGGAACGUUAGCUGCUGUAAUUCUAGGUGGGGGAAAAAAAAUAUAUAUAUAUAUAAUAAUACAAAUAAAAAAAUAGGUUCAGAGCUUGCGAUAGGAAUCCGGAGAUAUGGAGAAGAAUAAGUCCGACUAGCUCUGGUUUGAGUCGCGCUGUACAGACUGGCGAGAGUUGUCCGGGAUAAAGGUAGCUGAUGACCGCUAGCAAAGGAUAGCUGACUGCUAGCUAGUAGCUUCGGAAUGUAUUCGAUGGGCCUCGUAAGCUAACAGUCCGUUGUGCUCUAGACAGCGAGCAUUCAGGGGACGUUAGCUGCGAAGGUCGGAAGGUGAGAAGGUUCAGAGCUUGCGGUAGGAAUCCGGAGAUAUGGAGAGGAAUAAGUCCGACUAGCUCUGGUUUGAGUCGCGCUGUACAGACUGGCGAGAGUUGUCCGGGAUAAAGGUAGCUGAUGACCGCUAACAAAGGAUAGCUGACUGCUAGCUAGUAGCUUCGGAAUGUAUUCGAUGGACCUCGUAAGCUAACAGUCUGUUGUGCUCUAGACAGCUAGCACUCAGGGGACAUUAGCUGCAAAGGUCAGAAGGUGAGAAGUUUCAGAGCUUGCGGUAGGAAUCCGGGGAUAUGGAGAGAAAAAUAGGUCCGGUAUGCUCUGGUUGAAUCGCGUUGUACAAACUGGCGAAAGCUUUCCGAGCUAAAGGUUAGCUGAUGACCGUUAGCUGGCUAGUUAGCUGGCUAGCUUAUGUUGGAGAUUCCAGUAAUGGAGGUAGAGAAAAAUACUUUAGAGAAAAAGCAGGUCCACACCACAUUGGGUGAGGCGGGUUGCAGGGGAGUAUUUUGAAGUAUGGGGUUAGAAAAAUAUAAAAAGAUAUGCGAAGAAAAAGAUAUAGAUAUAUAUAUAUAUAUACACGGGCCACGACAAGACGAGGACAAAAGACGUAUGACUGCUACGCCAUCUUGGAUUAUAUUCAAUGACUAAUUGUCACUGAAUCAUCGUGACAUAUGGCAUAUAUUAUAUUUGAUAUAUAUUAUUAGACGUUAUUCAGUAUGAGACAGUAGAAGCUCUCAUAAGAUGUGAUCUUUGUCUUUCUCUCUUUGCAUCUGAUCUCUCUCUGCAGUCAGGUUGGUGUAACUGGGCUUAAUCUGUAUAUUGCUUUGGCGGACCUUGUUUUUUUUUGUGACAUUUGUCAAUAAAACUCAUGAAUGCUGAUUAUGUGUUAUUAUAUUCAAGCAAAUCUACCCCCGCCCAUGCAACGGCAUCCUAAAGUAAUUUUCCACUGACCCUCUUUCUCCCUCAAGUCACCCAUCACUAAUUUCUGAAAUAACACAACACAAAAGUGAUGUAAACACAUGUACUACCUAAACAUGUAUUGAAUCAUACACAUCCAAUCUCUGUCACUUUAUUUUGUUUAAUUCAUAUUUUUUCUGUUUUAGUUUCAGUUUGAGUCAUCUGAAAUCCCCUGACUGACUUGAAGGGGGAGGGGUCGGAGCAAGUCAGUUUCUAGUCAGUGAGGUGAUUUCUUGUAAAUCAUGCUCUCUGCUGCAGUUAAAUAAUGAUACUUUACUGAUUAAAUGGGUUGUUUAGACAAAGUAAUCUUAGUCAUAUCACUGACUCAUUGUCACUGACUCACCGUGACAUAUGGCAUAUAUUAUAUUUUAUAUAGAUUAUUAGACAUUAUACAGUAUGUGCCAGUAGAAGCUCUUAUAAGAUAUGAUCUUUGUAUUUCUCACUUUGCAUCUGAUCUCUCUCUGCAGUCUUGUUGGCGUAACUGGUCUUUAGCUGUAUAAAUCAAUUCAUUUUUAUCAAGUUGUUGUCAAUAACACUCAUGAAUGCAACUGUUUAUGUCAAAUAGUUUUGUGUUCUAAUUGUAGCCCUUGUUGCCCUGAAAAGCAAAUGGUAAAAUACUUCAUUGUGAGGCUAAAUAUAAGGGCUGGACAUGCAGAUAAGUGAAAGUCAGAUACUGAUCUCGGGACUGAUAGGGUUAAUCAUGUUCUGAUGCUGUUGCUCUUGGUGUGAGAUUACGCCCCACAUCUCUAUAAAACAUCAGCUGAAUCUCUACUUGUAGACAUAUGACUGCAGGUCCCCAACUCAGCAGGCAGGCAAAGACUUUAGAAGACUGCUGCAGCCCGUCCAUCUUUUGGUGGAUUCCCCUCCUGGUGGACUUAAAGUGAUGGAGAAGCCUGAUGAUGAGGGGUCACCAGGUGCAACAGGUGGUGAAGGGGAUGGAAGAGACACCACACCAGUUCACAGCACUGGUACUCCUGAUGGCAUUGCAGCACUAGGAGCUAUGCUACAGGGCUUCAUGUUGGUUCAACAGCAGCAACAGCAGUCAAUGCAAACAAUGCAGCAACAGAUGCAGCAGCAGAUCAGCCAGCUACAGGAGGAGGUGCAGAAGGGAAAGACUAAGCAACUGUGUGUUGUGACCCCUCUGCCAGCAGCAAACCCAGACACUUUGACAAGACCAGCUCCUCAGUCCCUAGACCCAGCAGAGGAGGUAUUAGCUGAACACCUUGACAAGAAGGAGGAGGAAGCAGAGAGGAAAUCGGAAGAGGUCCAACAGCCUUUGUCCAAAGCCAAUGAUGAGACAAAACCAGAGACAGAUGGCUCCUCAGGAGGAAACAGAGAAACAACCAGAGGCCCAGCCGAGGUGUCAGGUCAACACGUUGUCAAGAAGGAUGAGGCAGAGAAGAAAUGUGAAGCGGAAGAACCAGUGCCAAAAGCCAUAGAUGAGCCAAAACCAGAAGAAAGUUCCUCAAGAGAAAACAUAAAAACAACCAAAGGAUCCUGUCUGAGGGAGCUGUUGUCAAAGGCUGGACUAGAAGAUCAUUAUGAAAACAAGCUGACGUUAAGUACUGCCCUUGAGAUAAAUGCUAAUACUACAUCAGAUGAACCACUUAACACUAUGCAGUCACUUCCAGGGGCCUUCCUUAAGAAAUUAAUGAUGGCAAAUGUGAAUGCUAGGAGUGUGAAAUGUCUGACCACUGACCAGGAGGUUUCCUAUUGUGGUAUAGACAACCUGGACACUGACACUGAUAGUAGCAAUGUAAUUAAUCCACUGGACCUGAUCACAGCCCUGUUUCUGUGUUCAGAUGGUUUCCUGCAACAGGAGAUGGUCCAGAAAAUGUCCACGUGUCAGUUUGCUGUUCCUCUUCUGCUGCCCAACUGUGACACAAAACAAAGCACUUUGAUGCUGUGGGCCUUGAGGGACAUAGUGAGGAAGUUUAGACCCUCUUUCCAAACGGCCACAAAUGCUUUUGUGGAGGAGAGAAUUGUUGUCUCUGAUAUUCCUAUGGUGUCCUUUGUUAGGCUAGGAGAGAGCAGCUUGUCCAAGUCUCAGAUUUUGAACAAGUUGCUUAGUAACCCUCAACAGUACCAUGAUACAUUUGUUCAUUAUGAUAUGGAAUGUGGCGAUGUUCCUCGCAGAAUCUCAGAUGGUCUGGUUGAAAUCAGCUGGUACCUUCCCUGUGGAAACAGAAACAUAGACAUGUUCACUAAGCCUGUGGCAGUGGCCAAUCUCAGAGGAGACAUCGGGUCCUUUGAAACACAGUUCUCCUUUCUGUGUCAAACAUCAGCUGCAGUUUACAUUUUCAUUGAUGAUUUUGAGGCAGAUCUCAAGGUUUUGGAAAGAAAAAUCACAAAAGCAGAGUUAUUUCUGGUUGUCAACUCUCAGAGAAAAACGUUCAAGGUGGACACAUUGAAGAAAAUUAUCACAAACUACAGUAUCAACCCAGCAAAUGUGAUUGUGAAGAAGAAGCAGAAUGAUGCAGAAUUUGUCAAAACCCUGCAGUCAUCUGUGGGUGACAACAUCAAAAAAAUAAGAAAUAGAUUGACAAUUGAAAACAUGGUUGAUGUGGCUCAUCAGUUUGGGAUUCUGGUUGAUGAAGACAGUGAUGAGUGUCAGAGUGCCAGGAAGAUGGCAGAUGAAAUCACCAGGAACUUCAAAGACACAAUGAAAUUCAAAGACCAACAGCUACCCUUACAAGGAACAAUCUGGAAAGAGCUUUCCCAGUUGGAAAAAGAGAGGUGUAGACUGAGAAAUGCACAGAAUAAUGUCAUUGAACACUACAAGAGCUUUCUGAAGAAAAGGGAGGAAGGGCUGAGAGAGAAGCAAAAUACAUUUGACAAAUCAGAUGCAAUGACAAGCUUCAUUUCUGGAUUGUCAGUUUCAGGAGCGGAGCGUUCCUACUUCCUCAAAUGGAUGCGGAUAAAUCUGGACAAUCUGUCACGGCAGAACCUGUCUAGUUUGAGGGACCGGUACAAAGAUCUUUGCCAACAUUCUCAGGAGAAAAAAGAUGACAUUAAAGAUUUGGAUAAGCAAAUGUCUGAUUGUUCCCUGGGACUUGAACACUUCCUGCGUGAGUUGGGCCAGUUAUAUGAAGCUGCCUGCUCCCUCCCUGAAAACAGCCCUCAAAGGAAACAGAUGGAGCAUCUCCCUGGAUUGUGUGCUCAGAUGCUGUUGGAUGGUUUCCCCAUUGAGAUCGUGGAUGGAGAUGCAUCAAAUAUCCCUCUGAAAUGGAUAUCAGCUGUUCUAUCUCAGCUUCAUACUCUUGUCCAAUCCAACAGCAAGAUACGGGUGGUCACAGUUUUAGGGGACCAAAGCACAGGGAAGUCCACUCUCCUCAACACCAUGUUUGGGGUCCAGUUUGCUGUCAGCAGUGGAAGAUGUACCAGAGGGGCCUUCAUGCUACUGAUUAAAGUCAACAAAGACCUCAAGGAGGAGCGAAAUGUGACUUCAUCAUGAUCAUUGACACGGAGGGGUUGAAAUCACCAGAGUUGGCUCAACUAGAUGAUAGUCAUGAACAUGACAAUGAACUGGCAAUAAUGGUGAUAGGACUCAGUGAUGUCACUAUCAUCAACAUCGCCAUGGAGAACUCCACAGAGAUGAAAGACAUUCUACAGAUUGUUGUUCAUGCUUUUAUCAGGAUGAAGGAAGUGGGGAAGAAGCCGAUGUGUCAUUUUGUGCACCAGAAUGUGUCAGACAUGUCUGCACAUGACAACAACAUGAGGGACAGGAAGAAGUUGUUGGAACAGUUGAAUGAAAUGACCCAGGUAGCAGCCAGAAUGGAGAAGAAGGAGAAUAUCACCAAGUUCACUGAUGUGAUGGAGUAUGAUCCAGACACAAGCAGCUGCUACAUCCCAGGACUCUGGCAUGGGACUCCACCUAUGGCUCCAGUCAAUGCUGGCUACAGUGAGGCAGUGUACAGCUUCAAGAAGACCUUGAUGAAAGAUUUCAGAAAAUGCCAGAGAAAUGAUGACUUGACACAUUUCUUGAAGUGGACACAAAGCUUGUGGGAGGCAGUGAAAUUUGAGAAAUUAAUCUUUAGUUUCAGAAACAGCUUGGUUGCAGAUGCAUACUCCAGAUUAUGCUCGGAGUCCAACGGUUGGGAAUGGGCCUUCCAGAAUGAGAUGUAUAAAUGUGCUGAAACUAAAAUGUGCUGAAACUAAAAUGACCAAUAUUGGAAUGACAGAUCAACAUCUCCAGAGGUCCAUAAGAGAUGUGCUAAAUGAAUUGAUGAUAGAAGCAACUGAGACGCUGUCAUUGGGAGAAAAGAAAAUCCAAGACAAUAUAGUGAAAUACUUUGAAAAGCAAGAUGGCCAUGUCAAUCUAGUGGAAAAAUACAAGGAGGACUUUGUGUCCAGUGCCAAAACACUGAGACGAGAGACAGAAAACUCUGUGAAGAACAAACUGCAAGGAUUUGUUGAAAUCAAAGAGGGAAUGACAGAACUGAACAAUAUCAAGAGCUCUCAGGCAAGUACAAUGGAGAAAAAGGUGCUAGAUUUGCUUCAGAAAUGUAGACAGAAUAAAUCUGGUCUAUCAGGUCAGGCCAUCAGUAAAGAGUUUGAGAUCAUGUGGAAGAAAACUCUUUCUGAGAUACACUUCAAAGGACUCCCAAGAAGAGAUGUGGCUCAGGAUGCCUUCCUUAUUUUACGUGGAAAUCUUUCAACAAGGGGUGGGAAUGUCAAUGAGAUGUUGGUUCGAAUCAACCUGGUGGAUUGUGGUAAAGAAGUAUUUGUUGUGGAAAAUGGGAGUGUAGGGGAGAUAUGUGUGGCCUUAUUUAAGCACUUCGAUAUCAACCAUUACAGGAAGAAACUACAAGAGUUGUGUGUCAACAUCAUCACACAGUGUCAGUUGUUUAUAACACAGAAGGUGGAAAGCAAAACAAAUUACCAUGAUACUCACAUCAAAGAGCUGCUGAACAAGAUUGAUGAAUCGUCACAACAACACAAGAAUGUUAAAAUCAGUGAGAAAUGUGAGGUUUCUCUGAAGCUACACAUCUGUGGCAGAGCAGCCAGAGAGUUCCAGAAGAUGCAUAAUGAUUUCAUUGAAGUUAAUGACCCAAAGAAGUGUCUGGAACUGUCUAAGAGCAAGUACCUUACUGAGUUCAAAGACUUAUUUCAUAACCGAGACCAGUGCCAAAAGAAAGCUGAGGACUUCACAAAGCUCUGUUUGCAGCCAGCUGUACAGGACUAUGUGACCAAAAUGAUUGGUCCUGAUGUGGUUGAUGAAGUGAAGACAGGUAAAGGGUCAAAGGAUUACAGCACAAGAGGAGCUUUCCAGUUCUCCAUUUUGAAACAACUCCUGACAGAUGGACAAUAUGAUAAAUAUGAAAAGUACAUUGACAAUUACUAAAGUUUUGUGAAGGACUGGCUGUUUGACCAGAUUGUCCAACAACUCUCAGAUGAGAACAGUCUGGAGAAAUUGGAGAAGAAACAUCUUUCAGAGAUGGUCAAGAUGAUCACUGACGCAAUCUCUAACAUCAGAGAAACAACUGGCCUAAAAAAUAUAAAUGAUGUCAAGACAUUCAUUCAGAACAUCUGCAGUGCCCUUAAAGAGAAACUGGUCCUCAAGGAUGCUCUGGAGUCCGUCUUGAUUCUGCACACUGCAGACACAGAACAGUUUGCUGACUACCUCACAGAGUUUGUGGGAGAAAUGGAGCAGUCACUGGCAGCUGAGUACAACCAGGGAGGAGACAUCAAAGAGAGACUCAGAUCUCUACCAUUCAAGCCUCAGGACGAGAUGUUCACCAGUCUGUUUGGCUGUGGAGAACAAUGUCCCUUCUGUGGUGUACCUUGUGAAGCAGGGGGGAUAAAGCAUGCCAACCACCAUGCCUCCAUUCACCGUUCAGAAGGUAUCAAUGGUUAUAGGUGGAGGGAUUCAAAUAAAUUAAUAAUUGAUAUAUGUUCAUCUCUUGUGGUUAGUGGCUGUACAUUCUCCAACGCCGAGACUGGAGGAACAUUUCACCCCUACAAAGACUACCAGACACAUUACCCUGACUGGUUAAUAACUGGAGAUUCCAGUAUUGAGGCUUCAGACUACUGGAAGUAUGUAUGUGAUGACAAAAUUCAAUGAGAAAAUUGCUACAGACAGAGAUGCACUCCCUGCAGACAUCCCAGAGGACUGGAAGGCUUUAACACCUGAUGAUGCAAUGGAGACCUUGAAAAGGUCAUUCAACAUGAAAUAAAGUGGAGUACUAUUUAAUGACUUGCUGAACAAAAACAUGAUUGAUUUUUCAUAGACUUAACAACCAGAAAUGACAUAUCACAGAAUCAUCAUAUGUAGAACCAGUCGUCUCAAUAAAGUUUUUGAAAUAAUGUGCAAAUCAGGCAAUACCCAAUGCAAUUUGGUGGCAGGGUAGCCUAGUGGUUAGAGCAUUGGGCUAGUAACUGAAAGGUUGCAAGUUUGAAUCCCCAAGGUACAAAUCUGUUGUUCUGCCCCUGAACAAGGCAGUUAACCCACUGUUCCUAGGGCGUCAUUGAAAAUAAGAAUUUGUUCUUAACUGACUUGCUUAGUUAAAUAAAGGGGAACAAAAAGAACUGCAGCAGGAAAGACAUAUUUGCAGAUGCAUUCAUAAACUAUAUAACAUCUUAGGAAUUUACAGAUCAGGUGUUCCAUAAUGAAAUAACUAAAGGAUACAGCUAAAUACAACAUUUAACAUAGGCACACAAUGUGAGCAUCAAGUGUCUCAGAGUAGAGUGCUGAUCUAGGAUCAGGUCCUCCCUGUCCUAUGUAGGCUAAACAGAUCCUAAAUCAGCAAUGUUGCUCUGAGACACUUAAUACUGGUGAUCAUAAACAUCAGAAUUGACCAAUAGAUGGCGGUGUGGGUAUGUGGAAAUGUAAACAGACCAAUUGCUUAAAUAUCCCUUCUCUCCUUGUCUCCUCCCUUGAAUCUGCACUGAUUGGCAGAUCAGUGAAGGAGAGGACUGGAUUCUAUAUUUAACCUAUAUAUAUUCUCAAGUAUUAUAAUCCAAUAUAUACCCAAUAUAUGUAUCCAGCAUAUUCCAUAUAUGAUAUGCAUGCACUGUGUGAAUCAGUAGAAUGUAUAUACCGUGUUGGGAUCCUCACUCCUGUUCAGAAAUCAGAAACCACACUUAAAACGGCCACGGACAAGCUGACAGAGAAAUUCCUCUAGCUGCUCAUUCUGGACCAGUGAAUAAACUGACCAAGACAUUCUGAAACCUGAGUUGUUGACCAGAUCAAACCAUGUAUUUUUAAGUACCAUGUCAGUGCUCAUAGUACCAUGUUAGCUAUCUGUAAAACAUGUUUAUGCCAUAUUUGGCUAAGUAGUUUUCAACUGUCAACUCUGUAAUUAUCGGUUGUAGUGACGGCCGAGGAACUUUUCCAUGUAGACCAAUCAAAUGUGUGGCUGGUUUUGGGCCCACCAAUUGUGUGAGUUGGCAACAUAAAAUACAUGUAGAUCUUGACAUUGUCAAGGUGUUUGUUGAAGUGCAACCCUUCCACUGUGGUGUAUUAAAAUAAUAUUGAACCUGGA
This is a messenger RNA of Salmo salar (Atlantic salmon), 9305 nucleotides long. Lineage: Eukaryota; Metazoa; Chordata; Actinopteri; Salmoniformes; Salmonidae. The record is from RefSeq and is a predicted model, not a curated record.